UUAGUCCAUUGAUUAUGGGGUGGUUUCCGGCAGGCGGCAGCGGCCGAUUUUUGGUGAUGGGCGGAGGAGAAGCUUCGGCGACCGGAACUGGAAGAAGACGGAUGGCUGACCAGGGUAUUUUUGUCUAAACACAAAUAAUUCUUUUUUAUAUAUUUAGCUGAUGUUUUAGGCCAAUUAUCCAAGUUGUGAUUCUCCGCUGUUCGUCCUUAUCUUAAACUAGACUGAGUAGAAUUAGAUUAGAAGUUAUAUAUAUGUCAUCCUCAGCUCUUUAAAAACUUCCGGAAUCUAGUCGAUCUAGUCUAGCUAUAAAAUUCAGGUCCCAACUCCCGAGCCUUUCGUUUUCCUCGGCCUAAGCAAAAUCUUCCAAACCAAAAAAAAAACUCUACUCCUUAUUACAGAAGCUAGCGCGCAUAAUUUUUAUUGUGUACGAAUUGAAGAGCCGGCCGGCCAGCCUGAUCGGAGUGAAAAUAAUAUAGCUAGCGGGGUUCGAAAUAUAUAUACUAUGUGCAAAGUGGUGGUGGCGGCCGGAGUUGUGUGCGCGGCGGCGGGCUUGGCGGCGGUGAUGGUGAGGCACCGGAUAAAGAGUUCCGGGCGGUGGGCCAAGACCAUGGCUUUAUUGGAAGAGGUGCAGGAGAAGUGCGGCACACCGACGGGAAAGCUCCGGCUAGUUGCAGAUGCCAUGACCGCGGAGAUGCACGCCGGCCUUGCCUCUCAUGGCGGUACCAAACUCAAGAUGCUUAUUACCUUCGUUGACAACCUCCCCACCGGGGAUGAAAGGGGGGUGUUUUAUGCGUUAGACUUGGGCGGGACAAACUUCCGUGUGAUGCGUGUAGAGUUGGGAGGAAAGGAGAAAGGAGGGAUAGUGAGUCGAGAGUCUGAAGAGCUCCCAAUUCCUCCGCAUUUGAUGUCAGGAUCGUGUCAUGCCCCCCUGUUCGAUUUUAUCGCCGCCGCGCUCGGAAAAUUUCUCCAACAAGAACCUCAUCCUCCGCCGCCCGGAAGGCAAAGGGAAUUGGGUUUCACCUUCUCCUUCCCUGUCACACAAACCUCCAUAGCAUCCGGAACUCUUAUAAAAUGGACAAAGGGUUUCUCUAUACAAGAAACGGUUGGACAAGAUGUCGUACAAGAGUUGAGAAAAGCCAUUGAAAGAGCGGGCCUUGAUAUUCGGGUGGCUGCUUUGAUAAAUGAUACGGUGGGAACAUUAGCGGGAGGUCGAUAUAGCAACCCUGAUGCCAUAGCUGCAGUCAUAUUAGGUACGGGAACCAAUGCUGCAUAUGUUGAAAGGGCAAACGCAAUACCAAAGUGGCAGGGUUUACAGCCCAAGUCGGGAAAUAUGGUUAUCAACAUGGAAUGGGGAAAUUUCCAAUCUUCACAUCUUCCUCUUUCCUAUUAUGAUAAAUGUCUUGAUUCUGAGAGUCUAAAUCCCGGAGAGCAGAUAUAUGAGAAGCUUAUUUCUGGCAUGUAUCUCGGAGAGAUUGUGCGUAGAGUAUUGUGUAGGAUGGCUGAAGAAGCUUACUUUUUUGGUGAUACUGUCCCACCAAAGUUGAGGAUGCCAUUUAUUAUAAGGACUCCACACAUGUCUGCAAUGCAUCAUGACACAUCUGUUGAUCUGAAGGCGGUUGACAACACACUUAAGGAGGUUUUGGAGAUACCUAACUCUUCCCUGAAAAUGAGAAAAGUAGUCGUGGAGGUGUGCGACAUCAUUGCGACCCGUGGAGCCCGCCUUUCGGCUGCAGGAAUCUUUGGUAUCCUCAAGAAGUUGGGAAGAGACGGCCUGAAAGCGGGAGAGAUUAACCACAAGAAGUCUGUAGUUGCGGUGGAUGGGGGGCUGUUUGAGCACUACACAAAGUUCAAAACAUGUAUAGAGAGCACUCUCAAAGAGUUGCUCGGGGAGGCUUACCAAAACCUUGUGAUUGAGCUUGCAAAUGAUGGCUCAGGUGUCGGAGCGGCCCUUGUGGCCGCAGCUCAUUCACAAUACCUUGAAGCGGAGUUCUAAUAUAAACUUUACUCUGUAUUUAUAAUAUUGUAUGUUGUUUGAUUUACUAACGUUUUGUAUAACAGUAAUACAAGUAUUUACUUUGGCUACAGAACGGUAGUUUUAGUUUGCUUGCAAUAUAACCAUUUAAAAAAGAUUUUUUUUUUCAAUUCAAGAUUGAAUG
Molecule: messenger RNA, 2156 nt
Organism: Cuscuta europaea
Lineage: Eukaryota; Viridiplantae; Streptophyta; Magnoliopsida; Solanales; Convolvulaceae
Source: the annotation of a GenBank genome assembly